ACGUUUCUUCAUUAUCCGCACAACAAAUGCUAACAAUAAUAUAGCGAGGAAUGCAAUUAAGGUUGAGCAAUAUUCCACUUCUGUUGUUGUUUUCUAAGCGUGUUCCGGUGCCGAAUUUUGCAUUAUUCGAACCCGCCGAGCGUAAAAUGUACGAUUGUUGUGGGUUUCUACACUUUAUGGAUUUUCAUUUAUCAAUUCUAGAUGAAGGCGACUUGAAGGAGACGACUCGAUCACCGUGGAAAAAUGGCUAAAAGGGUGGCCAAAAAUCACUACGUCGCAUCGCCGAGGCACAGUCACUCCCCCACGCCGGUCCACGUGCCCCGGCACGCGGCCUACUCCGACGGGGAGGACAGCCAGCGCGCCCCGUCCGAAAGGACCCUCUCCGAAUACAAUUCAGUGCCAUAUACGAUAGUGAACGAACGGAACGGCCGAAAGUACCACAACUACCAAAAAAGCAAUAAUAGUUACCAGAAUGGUCAUCAAGGCACGCCGAGGGCUCCGUCGGCGCUCAGCAGAGCCAGUGGCUACGACACCAACGGCUCGGACAUUUACGUCACCAGCGGGGCCUAUAAGGCUCCUUCCGAAUACAGCAGAAACUCGCGGGCGCGCGCCCCCAGCCACAUGUCCUACAGGAGCGCCACGGCCCCCUCCGUGGCGAGCACGGCCAAGUCCAGGAGCUCCAGAAAGGCGGGCAUGCGCGUGGAAGCCAUGGCGGCCCCCAACCCAUUCUGUCCCAACAUCAAAGGCAUGUGUUGCUUGAUGUUGCUGCUCAAUCUCGGCAUCAUACUCGUUACCCUGGGCUUCGUGAUAGUCAUACAGUUUUUCGAGCCGGUGUACGUGUGGGUUCUAGGGAUAGUGUUCUUGAUAUUCGGGUUUCUGACGCUCGUUGGAAGCCUGAUCUACUGCGUGGUGAUAUGCAGGGAGUUCAAGCGGCCGGAGGAGGUGAAUCCGGACGAGCUUUACUGGACCCAUCACUGGCAAAAGACCAUAGGAGCAUCGCCGGAGAUACACUACAAAGCCGAGGACAAGUACGGGGACGAUAGAUACAGCGAUCGGUACUCAGUCAGUAAAUUGUCGGGGAAAUAUUCCGAUAGUAGAAACGGGAGGUACUAAUUCAAUAACAAACUAGCUGGCCUGCUACUAAUAAUAUUAAACCUGAAUGUUUUGUAUUGAUUUUAAUUUAACGUUAAAUUGUAAAUAAUAAUCUAUUCCUGUUUGUUUGGAAUGCGCGUUUUAAUGUAAUUUACGUAGGAUAUAGCGAAAAAGAAAACGAAUAAAUGUAAAAUAUUAUUUUAUCAUAAACGUUACAAUUUGUAGGUACAUACUGCAUGUGAUAUUUAUUAUACUGUAAAUAUUAA
Phyllotreta striolata is the source of this 1358-nucleotide messenger RNA. The record is from the annotation of a GenBank genome assembly. NCBI's taxonomy places the organism in Eukaryota, Metazoa, Arthropoda, Insecta, Coleoptera, Chrysomelidae.